AUGAAGAAGAUAGCAUCCCGCAAUAUAUAUUUAAUCUAUAGCGACCCACGGUACAGGGUCUACGGAGCGUAUGGCCCAUUAACGAUGUCCAGAAACACUUCUUCAGCACACGACAAACGUGUGGACUUAAUUCAAAAGGCCCAAAACGUUGAGGCAGCAGAAUCCUAUGUCCUUGCCCCGUGGGCCCCAUGCCCUCACAUAGUGCCAAAAAUCCCGCUCUUUUUGCCACGUGGACUUCUUCUAGAUUCCACCACACGCUUGCGUGACCCAAAGCACAUACCCUACUCUGUCUCCUUGCGGAGCAAGAAACUUGAGUUACCCCAACUCACUUGUUCCUCGGUGCAGCUAUAA
Sphenostylis stenocarpa is the source of this 351-nucleotide messenger RNA. Lineage: Eukaryota; Viridiplantae; Streptophyta; Magnoliopsida; Fabales; Fabaceae. The record is from the annotation of a GenBank genome assembly.